Molecule: messenger RNA, 4826 nt
Organism: Dermacentor albipictus
Lineage: Eukaryota; Metazoa; Arthropoda; Arachnida; Ixodida; Ixodidae
Product: F-BAR domain only protein 2
Biological process (GO): clathrin coat assembly; clathrin-dependent endocytosis
Cellular component (GO): cytoplasm; plasma membrane; clathrin-coated pit
Source: RefSeq, a predicted model, not a curated record
CAGCGAUGACGAUUUCUCGUCGAGUCUCGUUUCGGGCUCUCGUUCGCGUUGCCUGCUGGCUGCUCUGCCGUUGUGGUGGCUGUGCUGUCCUGUGUGUGAUAUUUGGCCAACGCCAUCGGUGAAUCGGAGCUCGACCCCCUUCCCCACCCAACGACAAGACAGCGAGGAAUUUUCGCGGUACCCUCACACCACCCCUGCCAUUCCCAUGACUCCAAAAUGACUGUGGACUUCCGCGACUACUUCUGGGGAGAAAAGAACAAUGGCUUUGAUGUGCUCUACCAUAACAUGAAACAUGGCUAUAUCGCGGCCAAAGACUUGGCGGAGUUCUUCCGCGAGAGGUCCCUGGUGGAGGAGUCCCACUCGAAGUUGCUGUCGAAGCUUGCCCGCCAGGCAGCUGGCUCCUGCUCGACGGGCACCUUCGGCCCCCUAUGGGGGGUGCUGCGCUCUACCUCCGAGAAGCUCUCUUCACUCCAUGCGCAGAUGGUGGCACAACUGCAGGACCUGGUCCGGGAGGUGCAGCGCUACUGCGAGGAGCAGCACCGGCGGCACAAGCAGGUGAAGGAGGAGGAGGCGCCAACGCUAGAGGUGGUGCAGGGCCUGCAGCAGACGACAGGGGCUUUGGUCAAGGCCCGCGAGGCCUAUGCUGCCCGGUGCCUCGAGCUGGAGAAGCUCAGGAGGGAGUCCUCUCCCAAGGACCUAGACAAGGCAGAGGCCAAGGCUCGCAAGGCAUGCGAGGAGUAUCGGCAAUUGGUGGAGCGGCACGGUGCGGUGCGGGCAGACUUUGAGCGGCGCAUGGCUGGCUCCUGUCAGCGGUUCCAGGAGAUUGAGGUGGGCCACCUGCAGCAUAUGAAGGAGUUCCUGGCGGGGUAUGCGCGUGUACUCGACAGCAGCCACGCCCUCGUGGGACAGGUGCAUGCCGAGUUUCGGCAGCAGUGCGACGCCCUGGAUGUCGACGCGCUGCUGCGUCAAUUUGCAGCUGCCCGUCAGACGGGCUCCGAGAAGCCAGAGGCGAUCACCUUCGAAGAGCCCGACCCGAGUCUGCAGUUGACGCCGACGAAUGCGGGUACCACGGGCUCACCGCCAUUCUUCACGACAUCCACGCCUGCACCAACCGGGUCUGGCUCCGAGAACGGGCCUGUGCUGCCAGCCGACUUCUGCCCGGCUGCAGCAGCGGCGGCGCCGGCGCCAUCUUCAGCUGCGACCAACGGUCCGCAGCCGCCUGCGGCUAAGAAAGAAGGCGCAGGAGUCGAUGCCAACGGCAGCCAAGCCAACUCCACAGCCGCUCCCAAGAGAGAGUCACUUGCCCGAACCUCGCUGCGAUCAUCUAAAUGGUUCUUGAGGACCAAGUGGGAGCGGCAAAAAGAGAAGCGCAAGCGCAAGAAGGAGAUGUCUUCCAAGGAUGCGUCGACCACGAGCGGAGAGGCGCGGCCGCCUGGGUGGCGCUCGCUCCUCAGGGCACGAGCCGCUCUGGGCCGAGCCGGCGGCAGUGGCACUCUGCACGAACCGUCGCCGCCAUGCGAGCGCAACGCGCUCCGACGGCUUUCUGUCGAGCAGCCCCGAGCCACCUCCGACCUCGAUUCGCUCUUCCACGUGCCGGUCCCCACGGCAACCACCUCAGUUGCACCGGUGCCCACCAGAGACAGCAAAGAAUCUGAAGAACAGAACGCCGAAGUCGACGAAGAAGGUUACACAGUACGGCCAUCAUCGGAGCGUCACAAAGAAAAUGACAGGGACAGUUUCUACUCAAGUUCAGACGGCGAUUCAGACGAUGAAGAGAGAGACAGGAGGAUCCACAUAGAAAUCAAGCCCUUGAGCAACGGUGCACCAAUGAGUGCAAGUGUUGAUGAGCUGCGCGCCACCAUUGGCUCACUAUCACUGUCACCAAUUCCCCAGCAUUCUAGUCGGAGGCCAGAAACGCUGUACAUCAGGCACAAGGCACGGAGAGCGUACAACAGCGCCUCGUCGACGCCAGAUGAAGCACCCAAGAGACCAGCAAAUCAAAGUUCAAAGGACAGUACAGGCAUAGGCAGCGGCACGGAAGCUGACAUGCUCGGCUUGUUCCCACUGGACACGAGCGCAUCAACGCCCACCACGCGACUUCAAAGUCCGCUGGGCCAGGGUGAGCCAGCAUCGCAGCCUUCUGCGUCGAGCAACGUUCCCUCCUGGGACCGAUAUGCAGCAUUGAGUGACUUAUUCAACGACAAGGCACCGGCCGACUCGUCGAGUUCAGAGGCCAGCAAAGGAGCGACCACCAGCAGAGGAGGAACGCCAACAAGUGCCUUCACAGGGCCUGCGCUACCAAGGCCACCGUCUAGACGAUCAGAGGCCGUACGUGGUCGGGCGUCACCACUGCCCAUGAGCCGGACGGAGAGCGUGGGCAGCCUGAGCAGUGACUUCAAGACAACGCCCAUGCCCCUGGGGUCGUCACGGGGUCCCUCACCACUCACGAUUGGCCUGUGCGACUCCAUACCACUGGCCAUCGCCUUCCAGGAGGUGGUACAUGCUCGUUUCCGAGGAACUGACGAGACCCUCUGCCAGGUGAAGCUCCUGGGCGACAUGAAGGUGUCCUUCCCUGCGGGUAUUGUGCACGUUCUGACAAACAACCCAUCGCCAGCCACGCUAACCUUCAGGGUCAACACAGCUCGCUUUGACAAUGUCCUACCCAACAAGAACCUCAUCACAUUGGACGCGAGUCAGUCAACGAGCGACCGAUGUGUUUACGAGUUCAACAUGUCGUUGCUGACGGGCUUGCUGCGGCGGCAGCACGAGCAGACACCGUCGGCGUCCUACUUCAACAUCGACAUCCUCAAGUACCAUGUGCGGGCGGGGCCUGGUGCUCGGUCGGCGCCCCUGCACCUGGUCGCCUACUGGAAGACGCAGGAGGACAACACCAACCUCAAGAUUGACUACGAGUACAAUGCCAAGGCCCUGAGCCUGCCGGCAGGCACUGGGGCCACUGGGGUGAGCCAGCCUGCGUCAGCAAAUCCGGCACCAUCAGCACCAGGGCUUCCGCCAUUGACAGGACUAUGUCUGGGUGUGCCCAUGGACGGUGGUGUAACGAGUGUGCAGGCCAAGCCUUCGUGUGUGUGGAACGGGGAGACCCAGCGGGCCCUGUGGAGGCUGAACGACCCGCUGGGUGGAACGGCAGGCGGUCAGCGGGGCGGGUCCGUGCUGGCACGCUUUGCCCUGUCACGAGGCCCCUCUACGCCUCGGCCCCUGGAGGCACGCUUCCUCUGUGAGGGAGCAACACUGUCCGGUGCCAGCUUUGAGCUGAUUGGCCAGGGCUAUCGCGUGUCUCUAGUCAAGAGGCAAAUAUUGUCGGGCAAAUACCUAUGUGAGCCGUGACAUUUGCCCGCGACGGCGAUGACGGGCCGUCCCCUACCACCUGUCCCCGCUUCCCCGCCGUCAAGCCCCGACGAACAAGACAGCAGCGCUCCACAACCAACCAUGGCAGCGGUGGCGGCGCCUGUGCCGGUCGCUGGUCCGACCGACGAGCGUGUCGCCACUCCGCCUCCCCCCUCCUUUGAUCCACCUCCUCCGCCCCUGCCCCCACUUCUCCUUCGGAGACCUUCCUGUGAGGUCCUCCAGCCUCCUGUCACUCAAACCCAACCCGCCCCUGAAGCUCCGCCUCUUGUCGCUCAAACCCGAUGUACUGCGCCCGAUGUCCCGUCCCCACCCCAGCAGCAGCAGCAGCAGCAGCACCAGGCCUCGCCUCCCCCUAUAUUUGCCCCGGCUCACAUCUCGGCCCUCACCGUCACCGUCGUCGCAGCCAGCGUCUUCUGCCUAGCCUUGCAAAUUGUGGCACUCUGGCGACGUAGCAGUUAGUAGGUCAACGAGGAGAAAACUCUAUAAAAGCGUGCACGCGCGUGCCCACCACUGGGUGUGAGGACAGAAAAUGGCGCACUUAUUGCCCUUCUCGACUUUCCUUCACUCCAUGUCCUCCCACUUGCCGAGACGAGAGAGAGUUUGACAAGAGCCGACGAAUGUUCCCUCUUGUAGACAAAAUGUCGAAGCGGGCUAUCUUGUGUCCGUUUACUUGUGAAAACUGGCAGUCAUUGCAUCGUGCCCAUCCUAUUUCAUGCUGCGGAAAUGACCUCUGGAAGGUGCCCGUGGUACACAACGGUUGUGGUAGAUGCCCGGUGGAUACAGACCUUUCUUUCAGGACGACGCGAGCCAGAACAUGUUUUCCCCGAGUGGCGACGGUGGUGGCGGCGGUGACGGCGGCAGCGCAGAUGUGACCGGCUUCAUGGCAAACCUCGUGCAAAAAUGUUUUCCUUCUCUUGUUGGCUUGUUGCCGACGGUGUAAUAUAAACUGACUGACGGUCGCACCUGCCCUGCUGUGUUUUCACCGUGUAUUGUGUACAUAGAGAGGAUAUUUUUUAACGAGACUCGAUCCCUGUCUUUUUGCCUUAUGCCUCCUUUGUGCUUUGCCUCCUGUUCUGCCUGCAGUCUGCCAGUUGCCAUUGCAGACGACGUGCGUUCGCAGACUAAUUACUGCUGCGGUUACCGUUGCCUCUGCCGUCGCAUUGUCUGUGUUUUCCCGCGUGACCUUGUAAAUAUUGCAGUUAAAGAGAGACCACCUCAAGAACAGCCUGAAGUUGCUGCUUGCUCUUUCUCCCUCGUUUUAAUUAAAUAACUUGUCGCUUGUUCGGCAAUUACUUGUUUGCUCUAGCCUUUAUCUUUAUUUUUUGGAAUGAAUGCGUUGUUUAAAUGUACCAUCCGUUGUUGCUUGACAUUUGUCUAACCUUAAGUAUAUACAUAAAUAUAUACAUUAUAUAUAUAUAUAUUAUAUAUAUAUAUAUAUACACACAAUGUUGUUGAUUUGA